Molecule: messenger RNA, 1006 nt
Organism: Zingiber officinale
Lineage: Eukaryota; Viridiplantae; Streptophyta; Magnoliopsida; Zingiberales; Zingiberaceae
Product: PRA1 family protein B3-like
Exons: 1
Coding region: 125-760 (211 amino acids)
Biological process (GO): vesicle-mediated transport
Cellular component (GO): Golgi apparatus; endoplasmic reticulum
Source: RefSeq, a predicted model, not a curated record
GGGGCAGCGAGUCAAACUGUUGAUAAAGUCAUAAAACUAGGGAGGGGAAAUGGAAUUUUCGACCCAAAUUUUGUAACGCCCUUCAAAAUUUACUAAUCUCAUCUCAUCCCUUCCUUUCCCUUCGAUGCCGUCCUCCGCCUCAUCUCCUCCUCUUUCCGUCCCCCUCUCCACCCCGGUUUCUGCCGGAUCCGCCCCCGUCGCCAUCCCUGCCUUGCGCCUCUUCCUAUCGCGCCUCAACGAUUCCAUCAACCGCUCUCUCUCCGAUCGCCGCCCCUGGUCUGAGCUCGCCGACCGCUCCGCAUUCUCCCGCCCGGAGUCCUUCUCCGAUGCCACCACCCGCCUCCGGAAGAACCUGGCGUACUUCCGCGUUAACUACGCCGCGGUCGUGGCCUCCGUCCUCGCCGUCUCUCUCGUCACCAAUCCCUUCUCCUUCCUCGUCCUCCUCGCGCUCCUCGUCGCCUGGUGCCUCCUCUACCUCUUCCGCCCCUCCGAUCCGCCCCUCGUGCUCUUCGGCCGCACCUUCACCGACCGCGAGACCCUCGGCGGCCUCGUCCUCCUCUCCGCCCUCGUCGUCUUCCUCACCUCUGUCGGAUCAAUCAUCGUCUCCGCCCUCGUUGCUGGCGCAGGCAUCGUCGCCGCUCACGGAGCCUUCCGCGUCCCGGAGGAUCUGUUCCUCGACGAGCAGGAUCUAGGCAACGCCGCCGGAUUGUUAUCCUUCCUCGGCGGAGCCGCCUCGGCAGCUGUUCCCGUACGCAUCUGAUCCUCAGAUCUGAUGGUUGCUGGUUUCUCCUCCCUAUCGUUUCUUCACCACUGCAUUAGAUCUCACAUUACACGGUAAAAAAAGAUCUUUUUUUUAGAGUGAAAUUUUCAUUUUGAAUCCUUACGAUAAGCUAAUAUUUGAUUAUUUAACAACUAAUUUGAUUCUUUUUAUAUAAUGUACACUAGUUCUGUUCUAACUCCACUUUCUCUUGUUCUGUUCUAAACAUAAUUUGGUUUUUUUAUUACC